GUACGUUGAAGGCGCAAUGCUUAGCUGGCUAUGUUCUAGUGAAAAGUAAUGAUGGACUGAAAUGCGGAUACAAAGCUGCUGCAUAAAGCAGGUUCCAGCGUUGCUCUCACAGCCUUUCCCCAGUGAGGAUGUUCCCCAGCCUGGCUCAUAGACCAUGGCAAAUCUUUUGCAGGGUGUACCUGCAACAACGUGCCCCCUUAUCACAGCGGCCCACCAGGUUGUUACGACCAUGUUAUGGAUGGCAAAGUGGGGGAGGAAUACACAAUCUGUGGUUUAGCCUGCCUGACUCCAGGGUGGCAUCAUUAGCGUGUGGACAGGUCCAGUACUACUCUACCACUGGCAGUGGGAAAGAUGAGCCUCCAGUAGAGGCCGAUGGCACAAAGCCUACAGACAAAGUGGCUGCUGCCCAGCCCUCACCGGAAGCUUCUGAUUCCAAACCCCAAGGUCUGACAAAAGCAGAGACUAUUCAAGUGAAAGUACGGGCUGUCCUGAAGAAGAGGGAAUAUGGUACCAAGUACACUCAGAAUAACUUCAUUACUGCAGUCAGAGCUAUGAAUGAAUUCUGCCUCAAACCCAGUGACCUGGAGCAGCUUAGGAAAAUUCGCCGGCGCAGCCCCCAUGAUGACACAGAGGCUUUCACUGUUUUCCUCCGCUCAGACGUGGAGGCCAAGGCUCUGGAUGUGUGGGGGAGUCAAGAAGCGCUGGCUCGAGAGCGAAAACUCAGGAAGGAGGUGGAGAGAGAAUACCAAGAGAAUAUAUUCCGGAAUCAGCAGUUGCUGAAAGAAUACAAAGACUUUUGGGGUAACACAAAGCCUCGGUCAGGCAAAAGGACAACAUUUCUGCUAGGGCCAGGAAAGGUGGUGAUGGUAGCUAUAUGCAUAAACGGACUGAAUUUCUUCUUCAAGCUCUUAGCUUGGGUUUACACUGGAUCUGCUAGUAUGUUCUCAGAGGCCAUCCACUCUCUUGCUGACACCUGCAACCAGGCUCUUCUUGCUCUAGGCAUCAGUCAGUCUGUACGGAAUCCUGAUGCCGUUCACCCGUACGGUUUCACUAAUAUGCGUUACAUCGCCUCCCUCAUCAGUGGAGUGGGCAUCUUCAUGAUGGGUGCUGGCCUGUCUUGGUAUCAUGGCAUUAUGGGAUUGCUGCAUCCUCAGCCAAUCGAAUCUCUUCUCUGGGCUUACUGUAUCCUGGCAGGAUCUCUAGUGUCUGAAGGAGCCACACUGCUCGUGGCCAUUAAUGAAAUUAAAAAGAGUGCACACCAGCAGGGAAUCUCCUUCUAUGAGUAUGUCAUGCAGAGUCGUGAUCCCAGCACUAACGUGGUCCUCCUGGAGGACGCUGCUGCUGUACUGGGUGUUGUGUUGGCUGCUGGGUGUAUGGGGCUCACUUCUCUCACAGGUAACCCAUAUUAUGACAGUUUGGGUUCUCUGGGCGUGGGCACUUUGUUGGGCACGGUUUCUGCCUUCCUCAUCUACACAAACACAGAGGCUCUGCUGGGUCGAUCCAUCCAGGCCGAGCACGUACAGAAACUCACCGAGUUCCUGGAAAGUGACCCUGCCGUCAGGGCCAUCCACGAUGUGAAGGCCACAGACAUGGGACUGAGUAAAGUGCGCUUCAAAGCUGAGGUGGACUUUGACGGGAGAGUGGUCACUCGUUCAUACCUGGAGAAACAGGACAUAGAACAGAUCCUCAAUGACAUUCAGCAGGUGAAGACCCCAGAGGAGCUGGAGAACUUUAUGCUGAAACAUGGUGAGAACAUCAUAGACACCCUGGGAGCUGAGGUGGACCGCUUGGAGAAAGAGCUUAAGCAACGUAAUCCAGAGGUACGGCAUGUGGAUCUGGAGAUCCUAUAACGCGGUGAAGAACAGGAGCAAAGUCAUUUUAACAGCGGCAAACAGGAGGGAAGUAGAGGGAAAACAAGCCAAGCCUCGUUUCGGUCUGUUCUCUCCAAAACCAACUCAUCUGAUGAAGUCUUACUUUUCAACAGUCCCUCAGCAUUUGAGCUCUAGGUUAUUGCUAGUUUCUUUUUCUUUUUUUUUUUUUUUUUUUUUUUUGGUUAGUCUUGAAAACUACCUUUCCCGCAAUCAGUGUUACAAAGGUCAGAAGAACACCAGUCAGAUUUGAUUCAGGAAUUCUGCUGAAACCGCAGUCUGUCUAUCCAGAGCUCUUGCAUGUCUGAACUGAUGGUGCUUUGCACCUUGUCAUCACCAUUCAGCCCCAUCAGUGAACCAUCAACGCUGAUUCAAUCUUUGGCUUUUGAUUAGCUGACACAAUGCAUGAUGGGUGAUUUUAAAACGAUGUCCAAUAGGCUGCUCUGUUGAAAGGACCAGUGUCAUUUAAAGGUUACCAGUUAAACAUUCUUCAGUGAAAACACUCUUAUUCCUCAAGCACUCACGUUAUAAUACAACAUACAAGGAUUCAUGACAGUACAAAACUGUGACGUUUGAAGGCAACUUGCUUUCCAAAAGCACUCAUUUAAAAGUAUAUGAGAAAUUAUAAAUGUUCCUUCUUACGGUGGAAAUAAGUGAUGUAAAGAUUUGAUGGUGUGUUCCACACGCACCAGUUUAUAGAAUGAAGUAAAUUAAUAGGUUCAUUAGUGAUGAUAAUUAGGGUUUAUAACAAUGAGGAUGUCAUGUGAUAAUAAUAGUGUAUUUCAGUAAUGACAGUACAUUUCUGAAUGCUGACAGGUGUAAAAUUUGAUGAGUAUGUUGACCAGAAAAAAAAAAUGAUGUUAACCGUUCAUCUGAAGCACUUAUAGAAAAUCAAAGCCAUAUUUGAAACCUUCAACAAAAAAUCGAUCGCAUUCCUCUCUUUCCAAAAUGGCUUUCCUCCCAAUUCUUCCCAAUUCAGUUGGCAAAAUUAGCAUUUGGAAAUUGAUAAAAUGCCAAAGAUUGCAUUUACUUACCCCUGCUAGUUCAAUAAAUAUGAAGCCAGAUGUACAAUUUCCCACAAUCCAUUUUACACUGUUGUACAACAGUGUAUAAAACUUUUCAUUAAGCUGAAUGGUGAGGAUUUCACCACUUCAGGCUCCUCCACUAAUUAUACUAAUACAGUACUUGACAUGCUGAUAUGAAGAUGCCAUAGGAUGUAAUUGAAACUGUUCAAGUGUUGGCUAUUGAGGCAAGUCCUGAAUAGACAGCGAGAUUGUAUAUGACCACCUGAAUCCAAAGACGGAGCAAAUGUCCCUCGCACCAUUGUAAAUAACCAUAGAAUUCAUGGGAGAGACUCAAUGGCAGAUUCUCAGUUGGCUUAGAUGUAAAAAUGUAGAUUAACACCAAACAGGUAUAAAUCUGUAAACGCAGUUAAAACAUCCCAAAGCAUACUGUGCUUUUCCCUGGUCAUUAAUGAUCUGUGGUGUAGACAUGCUCAGACAACUCAUAGUUGAUUGUGAUGUCUUGUGUUGAAGUCCAACAGACUAUCCCAGUAUCAUCUGUUAGGAAGGAUCUGGUAUACAGUUAAUUGUAGUCCUGACUGGACUUUAAACCAUAGCUUAAUUACCGUAUGUGUGCACCAAUGGUCAGACAAACACUAUAUGUCACAUGAUCCUCCAUAAACAAUGCUGGUUGGGUGGGUAUCUGCAAGCUUAGCUGGAGAGUGGAGUCUGCUGUCUGAUGGGUGAGCGUUGUUUCUUUUUGAGAGGGGAUAUUAUAGGCUAUAUAUAUUUUUAAAAUAUGUUUAUUGACGAUGUAUGAUUGCUCUUUGGUUAGUAAGGUCUUUG
Messenger RNA from Chanos chanos (milkfish), 3715 nucleotides. It is a transcript of the gene slc30a9, whose product is annotated as solute carrier family 30 member 9. Gene Ontology annotation, biological process: zinc ion transport; intracellular zinc ion homeostasis; transmembrane transport. The record is from RefSeq and is a predicted model, not a curated record. The transcript is spliced from 19 exons. Gene Ontology annotation, molecular function: monoatomic cation transmembrane transporter activity. NCBI's taxonomy places the organism in Eukaryota, Metazoa, Chordata, Actinopteri, Gonorynchiformes, Chanidae. The coding region runs from base 129 to 1850 and encodes 573 amino acids. Gene Ontology annotation, cellular component: endoplasmic reticulum; membrane.